Messenger RNA from Haliotis rufescens (red abalone), 5006 nucleotides. Its product is annotated as aminomethyltransferase, mitochondrial-like. NCBI's taxonomy places the organism in Eukaryota, Metazoa, Mollusca, Gastropoda, Lepetellida, Haliotidae. The transcript is spliced from 7 exons. Gene Ontology annotation, cellular component: mitochondrion. The coding region runs from base 32 to 1279 and encodes 415 amino acids. Gene Ontology annotation, biological process: glycine catabolic process. Gene Ontology annotation, molecular function: aminomethyltransferase activity; protein binding. The record is from RefSeq and is a predicted model, not a curated record.
CGGGUCAAGGCCAUUUAUCAACGUGCCUUCAAUGUUCGCAAUGCAGACUGUGAGGACCAGUGUUUUUGUGCAGCGUUGUGUGCGCAAACUUAGACAUGACAGCAUCGCUAAGAGCGUAUUUAGGUUCAACAAUACGAGUUCCAAUUUACAAAGAACUUGUUUGUACGAUUUCCAUGUUGCCCAAAAUGGGAAAAUGGUUCCGUUUGCUGGCUGGGAGAUGCCAGUGCAGUACAAAGACACUAUAUCAGAGUCUCAUCUGCAUGUGAGGGAAAAUGUUGGCAUUUUUGAUGUUUCCCACAUGCUACAAACAAAAGUAGUUGGCAAAGAUCGUAUUGAGUACAUGGAGUCUCUCGUUCCUGCUGAUGUUCAGGGCAUGAAGGACAACACUGGGACACUGUCAGUAUUUCUGAAUGAAAAGGGUGGAAUUUUGGAUGACUUGAUUGUCACAAAGACGACGGAAGAUUAUCUGUAUGUUGUGUCAAAUGCGGGAUGCAUUGAGAAGGAUUUCUCCAAUAUGCAGAACAGGGCAGAAGCAUGUAGGAAAAAAGGGCUUGAUGUCAAGGUGGAGAAAAUCCAGAAUGCAUUAGUGGCUGUUCAAGGACCCAAAAUGACAAAGGUCCUGCAACCCGGUAUUAACCUUGACCUUGGCCAGUUGCCCUUCAUGACCUCAGCCUUGACCUCUAUAUUUGGUAUUCCUGACUGUCGAAUCACAAGGUGUGGUUACACGGGCGAGGAUGGUGUAGAGAUCUCUGUGACCGAUGACCGCGUUGAGGAGUUGCUGAAGCUGCUCCUGUCCUCGUCCCAAGCUGAGGUCCGUAUGGCAGGCCUUGGAGCUAGAGACAGCUUGAGGCUAGAGGCCGGCCUCUGUCUCUAUGGCAAUGACAUCACUGAAGACACUACUCCAGUGGAGGCCAACUUGAACUGGGUUAUCGCCAAACGCCGACGUGAAACCGGGGGAUUCCCAGGGGCUGAUGUCAUUCUCAACCAGCUGAAGCUCAAGUCUAAGGGAAUCUCCUGCAAGAGAGUUGGGUUCCUCUCCUCCGGGCCUCCAGCCAGAGCGGGUGCUGUCAUCUUGGAUGCAGAGGGGCAGAAGGUGAUUGGUCAAUUGACUAGUGGUUGUCCUUCACCUUCCCUGAAGAAAAACGUCUCCAUGGGCUAUGUGGAAACAGCCUUUUCAAAGACAGGGACAGCCAUCAAGUUCAAGGUCAGACAGAAACUCGUUGAUGGGGAGGUGGUGAAGAUGCCGUUUGUGCCAACAAAGUAUUUCACGGGAAAGUAACCCUGCACUGUGAGGAUGAGGCCUUUGUCAAAUGUGAUUAAAAAAUGAUUAAUUGAUCAGACAAUGUUGAUGGUCAGGACUUCAUGGGUUUGUAUGCAAUUUGUUCCUCCACCUCCAAGAAUACACCCCUUUGUUUUCAAGGCCAAGCUUAUUAUUAUUAUAUUUUUUUAAUAUUAUUACUAUUAUUACUAUUAUUACUAUUAUUAUUAAGGGAUGCUAUGAGGUGUAGUUGUUAAGAGCCAAGAUUGCUCAGCUGACAUCAUAAAAAAACAGUUAUAUUUCUCGCUGGACAAUGUGUGGAACAUCAUGUCUGCACUAUGCAUUUGUGUUUUAAUGGUAGGCAACAGUAAGCCUCGGCAUCAGUUAUAAAUGGCGUCAUUUUACUAGCCUACUAAAAAUAGAUAGCAUCUCCACUACAUCGGCUGUAUAUAUUCAAGAGUGACGGAGGAACGUAGCGUCUACAAACCCCUGAAGUAUUGGUGGAUUAUGUUACACAAUGGUCAAUGUUAUGUACAAUGUGGAGACAAUGUAGACCGUGUGUGAUUCAAGGAUAAGUCCUCCGUAUACUAACAGCAAGGAGUAGAGGUGAAGGUAAUAGAACAUGGAUAUAAUGAACUACAAGGGACCGGAGAAAUCAGUUUGUUAUAUAUGUUUUUGCUCGGAAAUAUCCGUGAUCUUGGAUAAAACAAAACACAAUAUAUUUGCAGCAUUGACUUGUAUUAGCAGUGAUCACUUCCUAGCAUUCAUUUAAUAACAUUUCAUAACAUUCAUUUAAUAAUGUUAAAUUCAUAACAUUUUUAGAACAGUCUUCAUCAAAUAUCGGCCAAAGUAUUGAAUGAUGUCAUCUCAGUUGACUUUUUCGUGUUGAGGAAAAUCUUGAUUGUUUUAAGAGCCUUAUUGGCAUCGUCAGAGGAGGGUGUGGCUGGUUCCACUCAGUCGUAGGGCGGUGGGGUAGCCUCGUGGUUAAAGCGUUCGCUUGUCACACUGAAAGCCAUUCCCCACAUGGGUACAAUGUGUGAAGCCCAUUUCUGGUGUCCCCCGCCGUGAUAUUGCUGGAAUAUUGCUAAAAGCGGCGUAAAACCAUACUCACUCACUUGCUUGAGAUCCAGUCAGCAUAAGCUGAAAAACAAACUACAAGCUCUUGGUUUUUAAAUUAUGUCAUUGGCAGCCCAUUACCUUUUCUGGGCAGGGUCAAAGUCAGUCGACACGCAGGAUUCGAGAAUGGACUCUCUCAUGUAAAUGAUGGUACUCAAUGUUGAGUUCAGAAUGUCAAAUUCCAUUGCAAUGUCUCUCUUAGCUUUUAUUCCUGCAUCAACAGUGUUUCUCUAUACGCUGUACACGUCACUAAUUAGUGGUAUUUGGGCUUGUCGGGGUUCAGAUAUCAGUUCGCUAUACACGUUAGGUUGAUAUGGAGAGUUUGUUAUAUACAUACAUUAUAUAUGAUAUAGAGGAGAUAUAUUUGGGAUUUUGUAAUAGUUUGUUCCAUCUGUGUUCGUUAUAUCUGUGUUCUACUGUAUAAAUUACAAUUGUGCAUGCUCUCAUAACGCUGGAUCGAUGGUUCUGAUAAUUAUAAUGAAGUCAUCUUUUACUGAUAAUUAAGAGUUCCAGUCUGAACUUAACCAAAUUUUGUUUCCUCACUGUAAACUUUCAAGUAUUAUUUUCACUCUGUCAUUUCAUGUGAUGAUAUUCAGAGCUACCUUGCUAAACUUUCCCACUGUCCUAGAAACUUUCAAUGAGGAAAUGGUGGGUAUGUCAGACUCCCAAGGCAAGGGAGAUAUCUGACUAAAACAUUCCAGUUUCCAUCAUUGCUGAACUGGGAAGGAAUGUUGGAGUCAUAUUGUGGGUGGACUAAUGAGUCUAUGAAUUUUCCAAUCAAGAUUGCGUAACAAAAUCGACAUCUUGUUAGUUUCGGUCAACUGCAUGAUUUGCAAUGCAUGUGUGCAUUCAACUGGGCGUCAACAGUUAUUUUUCAAAUCUUUUCAUGUUUUUAAUCAUGUGUUGUGGUACAAUCCACACGCACUGGGUGUCAGAGACAGGGAAUAUGAAGCACUCCUUCGAUUAACUUGAUCACUUCGUCUUGACUGGGAGCAACCAUUUUGUUUGAAGCAAAUGCAAGUGAAUCUGAUUGGUCAGUACGAGGCACAUAGAAGGGACAGAACUUGUAAUAGCCGCUGGAGACGCUACAAUCAAGCCACAAAAUUUCAGCCUUGUCCGGCAAGGAGGAAACUGGACUUUACUAGUUACCGCCCUUGCCUUGGGAAGAUGGUAAGACUCUGACAUCAUAAAGUCAUUGUAAUGCUAGAAUAUUGGCAGGAUGGGAUGGAUAUUCUGCAAAACUAUGUCUCAAACUAAACUUGUGAUCAUAUCAUAACUACAUCCAUUCUUGGGGCUCAUGGUGCCAGUCUUCUAAGGCACCAAAUUUUGCUGUGCAAAGUUGCAUCCCUGAGGUGUGCCAUGGCCCUAUGAUUGUAAUUCCAAUCCUUGGUUAUGUUUCUUGAUUAUGAUUAUGUUUCUACAUGUCAUCACCAAACUCGUUCUUGUGAGUUUCACUAAGAGGUUGUAAUACCUGCGUCACCUUGGCCUUCCCCCGAAAUUGGGAUAUAACAGAAUUAUUGUUAUUAACCAACUUACUGUUGACCUUGAUGCUGGACAGCUUUUUUGAUAAAUUAGGAAAAUGAAACUUUUUAUCUGUCAGAACCUGUUAAAUUCAUAUCAUUGAAAAAAAAAAUGUCAUAGAUUUUUGGGAAAAAUUACACUUGCAAUUUUCUGGUGCUCGAGAAAUCUUGAAAACCGAUCUAUUUUUCUCAAUGAAACUUGGCAUAUGCAUUUCUUAUCAGCUGAACUGGUGCCUUUUGCUAUUUUAAAAGUUUUCCAAAUUUUAUUUUUUACAUUUCAGUGGAAACAAUUUCUACUUAGUCUCAAACGAGGGUAGGAUUUGUUUCCGUGCCAUAACAUGAUACUGUUCAACAUAUUUCAAUAAAACUUAAAAGUAUGCAAGCAUAUCAGUUAAACUAGUGCCUUUUGCCAUUUGGAAUUGUUUCUAAUUCAUAUUUUCUUAUGUUUCGAUGAAACUUGGCAUAUACAUUGGUCAACAGCUUAACUGGUGCCUUUUGCUAUUUUUAAAUCUUUCUAAAUUUUAUUUUGUUACGUUUCCAUGAAAACAAUUUGGUCUCAAACAACUCAAGGUCUCAUUUCCGAGCCAUAACUCUCAAACUAAUGAAUAUUUUUGCAUGAAGCUAUACAUGUUCAAUGACCACAUGCUCAACUAUUGCCUUUUCAUAUGCAAAAUUCUGUUUUUGAUAUCUUGUUUCCAUGGAAACAAUUUGUUUCCCACAAAAUCUCUACAGCUAAAGAAUAUUACUGCAGUGUAUAAUUUGCUAUUAUUGUUUUUGGAUUUGCAGACACAUUUACAGUAACAACUUGAACUAAUGUAUCCAAAAAGGCAGGAGAAGACACAUUCUAGUACCAUCUUCCCGAGGCCAGAGAGUUAACUGACUUUAAAAGUCCAGUUUCCACCCUUGCCGAAACUUGGCUGGUAUUAUGGAAUUACAUUUUAGCUGGACUAACGAGUCUAUGCAUAGUCCAUUCAAAGUCGUGCAACGAAUUUGAAAUCCGGUUCGUAAACUUUCGUGCAGAUUUCGUUCGAUUGCAAGAUUUGCAAUGCAUGUGCACCGCCAACUCGUUACCAACAGAUAUUUUCCAAAUCUUUUCAUGUUUUGAAUCAAGG